AUGAAGAGCCGGAACCAGCUCUGCGAGUGGGAAACAAUAGGGACUCCCCCCUCAGAAGGCCCGGAAGAGAACCCCGAAACCGGACCGCCUCUCCUCCCCUCUUACGCCGCCGAGUCUCCCCCAAACCCUCUGUCCCCACCAACCUGCAAGGCCUACUUGCAAGCGAGCAGCCGCGGCUCCUCUCCUAGGCGAGUCCCCGGCCAGCACAGCCCUGCCGCCCCCAGCAGGGCUGCCCUGCCUCGCACUCCCAACCUCACUCGGGUGUCCCGGCCGCCGCUCCGUCCCCGCUCCCGUCUACCGCACCGCUCGCCCAGAGCUCCCCGCCGCUCCUCCUCCAGACCCCGCACACGCCACAUUCCUCGGUUCCACUCCUCUCCGCCGCCCCCGCUCUUCUCAGCGGCCACCCGCCCGUCCUCCCGGGCCAGGCCUGGGCCUCGGGCUUCCGCCCGAAGGGGGCUCCCUGCUACCCUCAGGACCCUGCCGACCCCGACCACGCCGCCUCACCCCACGCCCCGCGGCUCGGGCCCGAGUCCUACCACCGAGGCCACUCCCGCUCCGCACCCUCGGUCCUUUAUUGUUGACUCGAAGCUCCCAAAAUGGCGGCGGCUCCUUCCUCCUCGGAAACCUCCGCCCGCCCCCACCCGGCCCCUCGCCGCGACGCCCGCCGCCCCGCCCCGCCCCCGCCGCGACGCUCGCUGCCCGCGCAGCUCGCCGCCGCCGCUGCUGCCGCCGCCACCCCGCACUACCUCGGCCGGCGCCCGCUGUGCCGGCGCCCCCGAUGUCGCCGCCGGGCUGAGCUGA
Mus caroli (Ryukyu mouse) is the source of this 801-nucleotide messenger RNA. The record is from RefSeq and is a predicted model, not a curated record. NCBI's taxonomy places the organism in Eukaryota, Metazoa, Chordata, Mammalia, Rodentia, Muridae.